Messenger RNA from Puntigrus tetrazona (Sumatra barb), 1180 nucleotides. RefSeq names its product gastrula zinc finger protein XlCGF8.2DB-like. The record is from RefSeq and is a predicted model, not a curated record. The coding region runs from base 29 to 853 and encodes 274 amino acids. The transcript has a single exon. Lineage: Eukaryota; Metazoa; Chordata; Actinopteri; Cypriniformes; Cyprinidae. Gene Ontology annotation, molecular function: DNA-binding transcription factor activity; RNA polymerase II cis-regulatory region sequence-specific DNA binding. Gene Ontology annotation, biological process: regulation of transcription by RNA polymerase II.
UAAAAAGGAGAAGCAAGAACUAAAUGAAAUGGAAGAGAAACAUGAGGUUUUACCUGGAAAACAGACGUCCUCGGGAGAUCUUCACACCGAGGUCUGGUUUAAAUGUGCUCAGUGUGGAAAGAUGUUCUGGAGCGUCAAACACCUGAACAGACACCAAACGCUUCACUCCAAAGAAAAGCCCUUUAAAUGCCAGCAGUGCCAAAAGUGCUUUAAAAUCGAGAAAUACCUGAAGAAUCACAUGAAGAUUCACAGCGGGCUGAAGCCGUUCACGUGCGCUCAGUGCGGGAAGUGUUUCGGGCAUAAAGCCAGCCUGAAGACUCACAUGACCCUUCACACCGGAGAGAAGCCCUACUCCUGCAGACUGUGUGGAAGGAGCUUCUCGCAGAGUGGAAAUCUCAAAUACCACAUGAGCGUUCACAGGGGAGAGAAGCGUCACAGCUGCCCUCAGUGCAAGAAGAAAUUCAGCCACAAGUUCAGCCUCAAGACUCACAUGAGGAUCCACACCGGAGAGAAGCCGUACGCCUGUCGACGCUGCGGAGAGACGUUCAUGCACAAAGAGUCCUUCGAGAUCCACGUGAUCCGUCACUCCGGGGAGAUGCCCUUCACCUGCCAGCUGUGCGGGAAGGGCUUCCCACAGAGAGCUAACCUGAAGUCUCACAUCAGAGUCCACACUGGAGACAAGCCGUUCGUCUGCGCUCACUGCGGGAAGGGCUUCGCUUUCAAAGGAAACCUGAAGAGUCACGUGAGGCUCCACACCGGAGAGAAGCCGUACGCGUGCUCUCGCUGUGAGACCAGCUUCCUGUACAGAAGAGACCUGAAACGACAUUUACAAACACGGUGCUCCUCAGAGUGACCGGAUCCCACCUUUCAGAGGAUUCAGUUUAAAGAUGCAGUGUGUAAAGUUUAGGACGAUCUAAUGAUUGUAAUGCAGUAUAAAGUGUUUUCAGAGGUGUGUGAAGACUGUUCUAGAAGUCAAGACAUGAAGAUGAACAAGUAACAUUACAUUUAUAAUUACAUUUAUAAUCAUUCAGAUAAACCAAAAUGAUUUUAGGUAAACGUACACGUAAAUGAAACAAGAAAUGGUUAAACAGAACAAUGAACGCCAAACAGUGCUAUUUUAUUUUACUGAUGUGAACAUGUGUUAAUGUCGACUUGAAUAAAGUGUUUUCAGCGGCUAAAA